Tricharina praecox is the source of this 1527-nucleotide messenger RNA. RefSeq lists its product as uncharacterized. The record is from RefSeq and is a predicted model, not a curated record. The coding region runs from base 141 to 1172 and encodes 343 amino acids. Lineage: Eukaryota; Fungi; Ascomycota; Pezizomycetes; Pezizales; Pyronemataceae. The transcript is spliced from 2 exons.
CGAUCCGGUGCUGGAUAAGGGUUUGAGGUGCAGCGCAACCUACAGCUGUCUUGCAAACCUGUUGGGAAAGACCGAAUAUCAGCUUAAUAUUGAGUACCAGGAGGGUAAUCGGAUUGAAAAGAUGGUCUCUGGUGCGACAAAUGACAACUGCUGGGCGCUCACGGAUGGUAUCGAUGACAAAGAGGUGGAGUCUGAAUUUUUUAUGGAAACGUGAAGAAGCAAGAAUCGUGAAGGAGAGGGUGGAGCGCCAGAAGGAGAUCCAAGACAAGGCGAAGGCGCUUGUGCGGAUGCUGGAAGACAAGGAUACCAAUGCCCACACGAACGAAACGGCCUCCGACGAUCACACCGCUCACCCCGACCACAGUGUCCCGCCGGUGGAAUCGGCCGAAAUGAGUGAUGACGGUGACGAUGUGCUUGUGUUUUCGGAUUCGUCCGAAAUGAGUGAUGACGGUGACGAUGUGGUUGCGUCUACGGAAUCGGAGAACAUCACGGGCCCGCUGCAGCAUACCCCAGGCAACGGAUCGACUCCCGAGCAGCAACAGCUUACCACCCCCGAAGAGGCGCUGGUCUCUGCGGCCGUGGGGCCUUCCGCCGCAAAGCUCCUCGGAGGGAUUGAGUCGAUCAAGAAGUUGAGCGCUGCAAACGCAGAGUACAUCACCGAGCGCAGUGUGCUCAUGGCCGACUCAAUCAAGUCCCUGAAACGUGAUGCGACAGAACAUUGUACACAGAACCAAGCCGUUCUAGCUGCGCUUGAGGGAUUGGAUGCUGUACCACAGGAGCGCUAUAAGGAUGCCGAACGGGAGCGAGAAGUGGAAUGGGCAAGCGCAGUGUCUAAACUACAAACGAGGAAUGAUCGCCUAGCAGAGGAAUUGAAUAAUGCCAAUACACGAGCCUCGGCCGUACAGGCUCAAGCUUUAGCUCGCCAGGCCACACUCGAAGCUGAGUUGAUAUCAUGGCAACGUUAUUUCGAGAUGCGUUCUCUCAGAUUCGACAUCUCCCGUACCGAACGAGCACACGGUGCUUCUGCCGUUGACGCCAUUCAAAAAGCGCCGUGGCCUGGAACCGAGGCUGUUCCAAGUUCCACGAGCUCUGUGGUUGACGGGGCGCACACACCCUCGACUGUGACGACAGAUUUGUCGACAAUAUAUACGCACAUGGAAGUUCUGAUUUGACUCUUCGUCUCGCGGUGUCUCUUGCUAUAUUCAUAUGUACCUUCAUUCCUAUCCUCCACAGUCUUCUAGUUUCUAGGUAUUCGUUUCUGGGUAUACUUGGAUAUACCUAUCACAACAGCUCGUCUUAUUUAUUCGAAAGUUUCCUACAAUGCGUCCUUUCUUCGCAUGUCUUGGUUUAUGCUUUUCAUUAUUGGAUCUUCUCUAGGUUCGUCGACGGUCGUUGGUCGGUCUGUUUGGGUGCUGUAUCUACGUUUUGAUUAUUUUUAGCAAUCAGGUCUACAUACUUUAGGCAACCUUUUUAUGCAUCGUAUUUACUCGAGAAUCAUGCAUCACACGCGUGGAAAUUGAUUGUGCA